Pygoscelis adeliae (Adelie penguin) is the source of this 2067-nucleotide messenger RNA. RefSeq names its product mucin-1-like. The transcript has 13 exons. Gene Ontology annotation, biological process: visual perception. Lineage: Eukaryota; Metazoa; Chordata; Aves; Sphenisciformes; Spheniscidae. The record is from RefSeq and is a predicted model, not a curated record. The annotation marks the transcript as partial.
AUGGAGCUUCAGUACCACACCGCUGCUCCUCACCUGGUGCCCCUUCCAGGGGUGCCCUCGGCUCUGCCAACAGAAAGGACAUCCAGCUCAACCAAAAUGCAUCCUGGCACUGUGUGGGUCCCCUCUGCCGUGACGCCUGAGAUGCUCUGGGACACACAGCCUACUGGCACCUUCCUGCAUGGAGAAGCUGCUCUACUGGUGGACGCCGUCUCGGCCAAGGUGCCAGGAAAUGGAUCUGGACUUCUGGCCACCGUCUUGGCAUCACUUCCCAGCGCUGCGUUGGCUCCUGGACUUCUGGCCACCGUCUUGGCAUCACUUCCCAGCGCUGCGUUGGCUCGUGAUGUCAACCACCCACACGUGCUGGCUCCCUUCCUUCCUACGGCGGAGUCUGGGGGACCUGCUGUCGCCUCGGGGAAACGAAGUGAUCUGUCUUCCCCCCCUGCACAGCAGACUCUGCUGACAUCUGCUGAAGCCCACCCUUCCCCUGCUCGGACCAGGGCCCCCAGCGCUGCAGGCCCCACCGUGGCCCGGGUGAGCUCGGCAGCCCCUGAUGCCAUCCCAGACCCUGGAACAACCAAAGCCCCCUGCAAGGAUGGAGCUGCUACGGUGGCUUCCCCCUCUCCGAGAGCUGCAGAUUCCUUCCUCACAACAGCAUCUGAGGAUGGACCCGCUGUAGGGCAACACCAGGCCAUGAAGGUGGCGGAGAUGAGUGUGCUGCCUGGACAGGUGGCUGUGGAAGAAGCUGGGCACGCUGCAGGAGAGGCCUUCACCCCAGCUAAGCUGAUGACGAUAGGCAAACCUGGCUUGCCAGGGGUGAAGCCCCCUGCAUCCCACUCCCCUGGGCUCCCUUCUCCUGCGCAGCCGCUGCCCGCCCGUGUGCUGCCCUUGCAGUUCCGCCUGUUGGGCAUUGCUUACACGGAGGCUCUGAGCAGCAGGGCUUCAGGGAGCUACAGGGAGCUGGAGGAAGAAGUGAGACUGAUGCUAACCCGAAUGCUGUCCACCUAUGAGACCUUCCUGCAGGCAAAUGUCCUCGAGUUUAUGAACGGCUCGGUGGUUGUGCAAGGGGAGGCUCUGUUCCGGGGGGAUGCUCCUGUUCCCACCAACUCCCACCUCAUCCGGACGAUCGUCACAGAGGCGAGCAGGGGAAGGAGCAUCUUCGGCUGGCAACUGGAGCCACGAUCUGUCCAGUCCAGUGGCUUCAGCCUGGAGAACCUGGACCCAGAGAAGCUGUCCGUCUCUCUCACUGUCUUCCAGCUUGGGAGGAGCAAGACAGACCACCUGGAGAGGCUGAUCAGCGAGGUGACUGGGUCUCUCAGUGCCCUCUACCGUGUGAGGAACUUCACUAUUACCCAGCUCAGAAACCUCAGUGGGGACCUGGAGAUCACUGGAGAUGUCUACCUUGACACGAUCGUCCAUGCUGAUGUUGCAGAGGUUCUGCAAGCCUUGACAGCGCUCGCAACCUGCUCUGUGGACCUGACCUCCCUCUCGGUGGAGGGAGCCAGGCUUCACCUGCAGGUUUACCCGGUCUCCUUCCUCAUCAUGAACAGGCACUUCAGCAAGGACCUUCUGGAUCCACUUGCUACAGAGCACCAGGAGCUCACUAGAGACCUUGGUGAUGCGGUGGCGAGAGCCCUGAGGGACCACGGGAGCUUCCUGCAAGUGGUGAUAAGAGGAUUCCUGCCUGGUUCCUUGAUCUGCCAUGGGGACGUGGUCUUCCAACACCCUGCUCCGACCAGCCUGGAAGUUUUGGAGGCACUUGUGCUCUCGGUUGGGCCAAACAAGGCUUUGGCCGGUUCAGACUUCCAGGUGGACCCGUACUCUCUUGCUGUGGGAGAGGACACCCUGGAGCCUCCCCUGCCCGAACCAGGCUUUCCCCAGUACGGCGUGGCCAUCAUGGUCGCGUGCGGCCUCUGCAUCAUUACUGCUCCCGUUGUCUUGCUGGUGUGUCUGAGUACCAAGAGGCUCAGCUGGCGGGACGUGGCGGUCCUCUGGGACAGAAGAGACCCUGAAGCAGGGACCCAGACCCUGGAAAUGGAUAACCAAGGGUUCUGGGCAUCCUCUGAACAG